Molecule: messenger RNA, 7098 nt
Organism: Pomacea canaliculata
Lineage: Eukaryota; Metazoa; Mollusca; Gastropoda; Architaenioglossa; Ampullariidae
Exons: 6
Coding region: 1372-2229 (285 amino acids)
Source: RefSeq, a predicted model, not a curated record
UCUCCCUCACUCCUCCUUACCCAUCCAGCCCUUGGCUACAGAAGAGAUGCGCGGUUAUUGAUCUUGCGGGCAGAGCUUAGUAUAUAGCGAUUGAUCAGGACCCGCUACUUGCAUUGGCACACAGUCAGCAGCAACACCUCCACUCGCUGACAGUCGGCUGCACAGAAAAGGGAGGAAAAGAGAGGGAAAGACAAAGCAGCAGACGUCUCUCUCGCUUUCAGACCGGAACACCGAAGAUCGCCCCGGGCCAGGAGUCUGCCGAAGCACCUACCUCGGUCCUUUGUUUAUUUAUUUGCGAUCCAGCCAGUAGCUCUUCAUCUUCCACAAAACAAAAACGUUGGUCAGUUUCGGGCCGUUAAAAAAAGUGUAUUGAUGACGUCAAGAGGGGGAUGUUUCUGAACAAACUGCCUGGAUAAAAGAAAAACAGAAUGUGAGUCUUCGGUUGUCGCCAAAGAAGGACAUCGCAAGAGAGAUCCAGGACUCACAGCCCAAGAAAUCUAGAAGACUGCACACUUAAGAAGCUUGAUAUGACCUGUCCUGCCAGUUGGACACAACAAUCGUCUUUGGCUCAAGAAGGGUGAGACAGAGAUCCUCCUCUUUCCUUGCUGGUUCUUGUUCACGAGUCUGCGGCAUCAAAUCCUCAGCACCCUCUGUGAGCCGUUCUUUUAAACCAAUGUUUUUGUUCUCCUGCCGGAUAGGAAAUGGAGAAUAACAAAACCAGACCUUCUGCCGGAAUGUAGCCCGACCAACGGCAGAAAACAUCUUACGAAAUAAUCAAGCAAAGAAGCAGGCAGUCUUUUUUCUCGGGUGUCUCUUGGAAAAAAUACUCUGGCGAUGCUUUCAGCUUAUUUCGUGCAAUAAACGAAGACCGGUGCAGCCUCGCAGGAGAUAGAGAGAGAGCGGAACAGGAGAGUAGCUGCCCUUUGUCAUUUGUCCGGCAAUCUUUCUAUGCAAGCUUUGGUUAGGGGAGAGAACUGCUGUUCCUGGGGCGGAGAAGAUCUUUUGAUCACAGUGUUGAUCACAGUGCGCCAAAAAUUAAUGAUCACGGCAGCUGCCCGUUGAGUGGACGUGCGUCACGUCCUGCUGUGACGUCACUACGUGGGGAGUGACUCAUCACCAUGCACCCGCUGUGCGCAAGAUAAACAAAGUGCUGGCGUUGUGCGCAGCCAAGGGAAGUAAUCGUUGGCGCAGUUUGCUCAGACAGGUUUCGGAGGUAGGGGAAGCCACUGUGCCACUUCUCGUCCGACUCCGCAGUCGCAGGCUGGCAGCAUGGGGUGCUGCUGAUGGUGCCCUGCCAUCUGUCUCUGCUCACCGAGCUGAGGAGGAGAACUGCGGGCUCCGAUGGGUUGACCUGCUUCAGCGAGGACUAAAAUGUCCCGUCUGGUGUACAGAAAGACAUGGCGACUGACUCUGCUUGGUUGUGUUUGUCUGACAUUAUCUGGAUUGGGGAUGGCAUCGAUGCAAGUUGUCCCAGAUACCACAGGCAAAGAGUUUUUUCUCCCUUCUACCCCCGACUUGGACCCUUUUCCUCUCUUCGACAUUUUAGAGGUUGUGGCAACCAGAGCCGGCAAAGGGCAGGCAAGCCAGGCCAACCUCACUCUCACCACGACUUCCGGUGACGUUGUGCUGGCGUUAACGAUUCCAACCAAUCAGACAGCCCACAUAUCGCUUCAGAACCUUGGGCGAGGGAAUGGAGACGGCUACAGACUUUCAAGUACUGUGGAGGUUUCCGUGCAUGGUCAUCUGUCCAACGGAAGUGACAUCAUCACCAUGAUUCCUUUGGAUGACCUCGGAACUGCCUACCUCGUGUCCGACCUGCGUGUCUUUGACUGCGCAGAGACAUCAGUGAUUGUGUUCUCCACUGUGGUCAACACGACAGUCAAGGUAGUUUACUAUUCUUCAUCAGAGGCUUUCAACGCCACUGCGCCGACCAGCCAACGAGAAUACACGCUCCCCAACAGUCCUCGGCAAACAGCACCAGCGACAAUGCUGGAGCUGCUUCUGCUGAUGGUGGUGGUGGUGGGCAGAACACGAGUGAUGUCAGCAGCAUGGCUUACUCCAUCGACAUCAGCAACUCAAGCAGAGUCGACGACAGCGGCGCCAUUGCAGCUCCAAACAGUUCAAGCUCGACCAUUUCUUCAAGCAGCCAAACCGUGGGCGUUUCCCCCAACGGCUCCACCACGUCCGCAACGACGGCUACAACGACGUUGUCGACGAAGUCAUCUAUAACAAUCACAACGUCGCAAGGCGUUGCAGCAAACGCCUUCACUGCUGCUCCUACAACCGCCGAUCCGACGACUGUUGUGGCUGAUGCUUGGGGGUCGCGGAGUUUUCCCGAGGUGUCCGAACACUUCUUGGCAUCGUCUUUGCAGACGCUUGUCCUGGACAUACCUCGCAACGCCACCAUCUUCCUCCAAGCCGACAAGCCUGUGGGCGUCUUCGUGCUUGUUCGAAAAUCAUCAUCAUCGUCGUCGUCAUCAUCGUCAUCAUCUUCAUCGUCGUCGUCGUCCACAUCGCAGUCUCCGGGUGCAGUGUCCACUGUGGAACACUUUACCCAAAAAUCCUCCGCCGGCAAUGGUGACGGGACUUUGGCAGGACAGUCGUCAAUCCUUGCAGGAGAAAUGGUGCCUCCGGUGUCCUCGCUGGGCAUGCAGUUCUACUUUCCACUGCUGAGUGAGAUGAAGUCCUCAAACUCGUCAUCUCAGGUCAGGAAAACACUUCCAUUUUACUUCACUGGGAUGGCGGAGGCAAGGUCGAGAUGUUUCGCUACUUUCUGGCGGCCAACACAAGUUUGUCUAUCGUCCAGCCAUCGCUCGUAUCAGCCGCAGGUGGGUACUUCUGGCUGACCUCCCUGGACUUUCCCGUGCUUGUGCACGUGGUCGCUGAAGUAUGUCUUCCCGCCACGACAGAGGGCGCAACUGGUGUCAAAGAAGCCAGUAAAUCUGUCAAUGCCUUCUUCCUACCUCCGCUGGAACAGUAUUUUCGCUGUUACGCGGAACCCAGUUCCAACUCGUGCGUCCGGGCCUGCCCUCGAUUCUGGGGCUCGCAGCCUUGCACGCCGGGACAGGAAUCCGCAGAAGGUCAGAAAGUCGGCAUCCUCGAGGGUCAGAGGUCGUGGGAUGUCUACCAGACCUCUAACGUGUCGUCGCUGGGAACGACGGACAUCUGUGUCAGCGCCAACGACAGCUUCAUGCAGUUCCGCCUCGACGCUGUCUCGGCAACCUUUGCACCCGCAGGACAAGGCUGGCGAAGCUGUACCGCGCGUGCGUCAAGGAUAUCAUCGCGAAGGGGGGUCUGGGGACGGGAUCGACAACGAUUGCGACGGCUUGAUCGACGAGGAGGUCGAGAACAUGUUGGACGACGAUGGCGAUGGCAGCAUCGAUGAGGACACGUCGGCCCAAUGCGCGUCUGAUGUCAACUCCAGGACACCGCGCAGCGGAGACUUGCAGAGGGCAGUGGCUGACCCCAUGACCCAAUUCUACGACUACGACGACGACGAGUCGGGCAUGCCUCUGCUGGCUGUUAUCAUCUCCCUUUCCACCGCCAUUUUCGCCGUAAUCCUCGUUAUCAGCAUCUUUCUUUUGAUGGAGCUGAUGACCAGGCGUAGACAAAUCCGCAACACUAAAAUACGACCGUUUGUUUCCUGACUAGACCAAGCCUCCUCGAGUGAUCACAAAAAGUUCCCCCAGGGCUGUAUGUCGGCUCUGGGGAGACGGACCCAACCCUGCGGCAAAGAUAAGGACAAUAUUGAGCUGGUAGACUUAGAUGUUGCAUGAAUUUGGUUUCCCAUACAAAAUUUUUAUCCAAUGUCAAGAAUUUCAAAAAAUAAGGAAACAUCUAAAUGCAAGCUUUUUUAACAUUCUAAUCUUCUUUAAACGAUAUUUGUUCGUUAGAGCGUCCGUGCUUUCUUCUGGAAGGUAUAUAUAUAAAAACAAACAAUUUUUUUUAAAAUAGAAGACGGUGAUAAAUAUUCUUUCCCUUGUCGCUAUUGCGUCUCAGAACAAUAAAUUUUAAGACAAACAAUGUCGAGAGUAAAAAUAAUUCCAUAUAGCAAAUAAUUAUUAUUCAUUUCCUCUCCUUUUAGCUUUAUGUGAGAAUAUGAACUUUAAAAAAAAUAAGUAAUUUCGUACUGUCUCGUUAUUUUAUGAGAGCACGUUUUAAUAAAAGAAACUAACCAGUAAAAGUAAUUAUGUAUCACCAUGCACUUACAUAAUAGCGCACACCAAAAAUUCAAGUCCUUUUGUUUUAGCUCCCUUUGCUACUGAGAUGAACUCUGAUCACUUGAGGAGGCUUGGCAGUUAACUUCCUUUUGCCUGGAAUACAGAAAGAACACAGCAUAGAAUGACUGCAUAAUGGAUAUAAUGCCUUUGUGGAUAAUUAUGUUUAAAAGAAAUCUGUCAGAAGAGACCGUUUUCGUUGUCUCGUCGGCAUUUACAGCAUUGUGUGUUGUCAGUCCCUCGGCGCCUGAUGACCAGUUGUCUGCCUUGAUGUGAAUGUUCUCCCUUGACGUACGAUGUCUCUCUCUCUCACACACACACACAAACACACACUUCCACAUCCCCUACCAAUUGCUACAUUUGCCAUGGAAUGUGUCAGUAAUAAUCGGGGCGGCAAAAUUUGACUGAAGCUACCACGAAGAUGCAUGUCGUUUAUUUUCUCGACAACAAAGACUUCUGGUCCGCAUUUCUAGGAUGUCUUCUGUAUUUUCAUUACGUGGGCUUUCUCAAAAUCUCGAUUAUUCAUUACCUCCAAUUGUUUUCUGACUUUUUUUCAUGUUUACAAUUAACUAAGGUCGUCGCUUCAUUACAUAUGUGUUUAUACAGAUCACUGUAUGUCGACAUUCCGUAUUAAACAUUUUUUGUCUAUCAUAUUCAAUAAUUAUUUCCAAAGACAAUAGUAAACAUUUCUAUUUAAAAAAUUUCGUCAGUAUUAAAAAGGGUCUCAUUUACAAUAACUGCUCCAUUCCUAACAAAUUUUUCAAAGAUACUUUUUUUCUAUGUACAUACCAUGUCACGAAACGCUUUCUACCUACAUGCAAUGCUAGGUGCUACAAUAUGUUUUGUACCUACAUACCAUGCCAGAAACAUUUUCUACAUUCAGAAAUGGCCAAGAAAUAAUUCCUUUUUAUGUACAAUAACCUCGACACACUUUAAUAAACUCCAUCUAGCCAAAUUAUCAGUGGGAAAUAUCGAGAAACAAAUCCAAUAUAUCAAAGACAAAACAGUAUUCACCGACGUACACAUAUUUCAUACAUACAUUCUUUUGACUGGCACCAGCUGAUGAGUCCAUGCUGGUCCUUUCUGUUGGUAACCAACGGUUUGUUCAUCUUUCUUUCCUCUUUCUUUCUUCUGAACGCUGCUACAGAAACCAAGUGUUUCCACUAUGCAGUAUUGAACCCUCACUAAGGCAAUUAACUCCACACCUUAACGUUUUUGCCAGAAUAAUCUAUUACGUCCUGGCACAGUUGUUGAUGCUGAUACGUCUCUGUCACGUUGUCACGUAAUUUUGCGGGCAGCAGAUAGACAAAUCUUCGUUGAUUAAAAACAAAGAUCCUUCAGUUCUCUCCCUCUUCCCACUCAGCUGCUAAAUGGAAUACUAACUCCUUCAUUCUCUCAGUCAACGUCUCUAAGACACUGACACAUUGUUUUUACAUCUCAUCUGUAUACAAAUAUUAUUCUAACCUAUGUAGGCACGUGCAUGUUGCAAAUGUGUGUGUGUGUGUGUGUGAAUUAUUCUCAUUGUACAUAUUUUGUACAUACAGGAGCUAAUAAGGUCAUUCUUAACAUUGUAUUUGUUUAUGUAUAUCCUACAAAAAUAAAAGCAUUCUUUAAGCUAUCAUCUACCCCAUUCUCUCCCCUAACCCCUCGUCCUCUCGCUUUUUCGUCGUCCUUCCAUGAUUACUGUUUUUGUCUUAUGGUCUUACUUCUUAAAUAUGAUGCCAGACUGAUGCAAAUGAUCCAAAUGCGACUGAAAUGCGAUGGCGUUUUGUGUUUGUUUCUUUUUUUUCUUUCUUGUGAAAAAGAUGUACGAAUUAUCGGAAACUGCGUACACUCGUGUGUCUGCUAUCCUUAAUCGUCUUCAAGACUGUUAUGUCGUGCAACUUCUAACGUACAAUUACUGAACUUUAAAUGCUCUUGAUUAAACUAUUAAUCUUUUGUAAACUUCUAGCGACAGCAUGUGACUCUAGGCCAGUUAUCUUUCAGAGAGAAUUUCAGCAUUCUCAGCCUUUUUCGAUAUUUGUAAUUCAGGGGUGAGCACAACAGUAGCAGGAAUCUGUAUCUUCUGAAACUGAUUAAAUGAUGAGAAGGAGGAACAGAAGAAGCAGCAGCAGAAAAAGAAAACGAAGACUACCAUUAUGUGAAUUUCUAACCAUGUAAAUUUUAAGUGUUUUACUUGUUAGAAAAGCCAAACAUUUUAAAAGAAUCAGCCUGACUUCAUUGUUUUUUAAGAGUGCACAGGCAAUCCAAGUCAUUAGCUGUUUAGAUAAAGUAAAUCUUACACCAUUAGUCAUUAAUAAAAAGAGACAAAUUUACGCAAAAGCUAGUCAUCACAGAGACUAAUCUUCUUUCAAGGAUUGUAUUAGUCAAGAUAACAAUCUUGUGUCAUAUACGAUAGAACUGUCAAGAGCAGAUAAUCUUGUGUCUUUUCUACAUUUUUUCGUGAGUUCUUGACAGAACAAAGUGCCGAACCUCCGAACAGUCCUAAAGUCCCAACGGACUGGAAAACAAGUUUGGACUUAGCUUGUUAACCAAAACCCUGAUGUCCCGAAUGUUCAUUCCGAAACCACUGGUUUCCUGAGACCUUCACUCACAACUUUGCCAAACUUGGUCAAACGUUUGUCAUUGUCCAGUUAAAUACUCUUUCUUACUCGUACAUCUAAAUGAAGUAUAAGCCCCUGAAAAAAAGACAUCUUGAUAUGUAAUAUUUAAUAAAUGAUUUGUAUACAAUGUAUUUGUCAUCUGCAACUGGAGUCAGUGCUCUUCCCCAACCCCCUUUAUGAAUCUCGUUAAUAUCGUCAAUCAAAAACUUUAAAAAUUGUGUUUCAUAACAUAUUGCUAUUGUAGCUCAUGAUCUGUCAAUUAAAAUGCUUCAAACAGA